AUGGAACCACAUCAAUGCAUCCCCUUAAAAGCAGAUAACAGCAGCUUUGAUCUUCUCUUCAUUCGAGUACUGAUUCAUGAAUCUGGAAGAAUCGUUAUGCCUGCAAAAACCACUCAUCAGGCACGUGUCCUAGAAGAGCAAGGGAGUCUUUUGGAACUUGUGGACUCUUGUCUUGGUUCGAAAUACUCGAAAGAAGAGGCAAUGACGAUGUUGAACAUGGCUCUCCUAUGCACCAAUCCAUCUCCCACCCUUAGGCCGCCCAUGUCCUCCGUGGUCAAGAUGCUCGAAGGUAAAAUCCCUGUUCAGCCACCAAUGGUCAACGAGGUGCGAAGGAGCCUGGACAUGAGCUUCACAGCCUUUGAUGUGCUAUCACGGGACAGUCAGACGCAAGYGUCCGCCAUCUCGGAAGGCAGUCUYAGGGCCGACGAGCAUGCCGACCAAUGGUUAAUGGGCAUAUUCGACAGAGUAUUAGGAUGA
Messenger RNA from Cynara cardunculus var. scolymus (artichoke), 477 nucleotides. RefSeq names its product probable LRR receptor-like serine/threonine-protein kinase At1g53430. The transcript has 2 exons. Bases 1 to 477 code for a protein of 158 amino acids. Lineage: Eukaryota; Viridiplantae; Streptophyta; Magnoliopsida; Asterales; Asteraceae. The record is from RefSeq and is a predicted model, not a curated record.